This is a messenger RNA of Closterium sp. Yama58-4, 4503 nucleotides long. The record is from the annotation of a GenBank genome assembly. NCBI's taxonomy places the organism in Eukaryota, Viridiplantae, Streptophyta, Zygnematophyceae, Desmidiales, Closteriaceae.
AUGGAGGGACUGAACGUCAAACACGGCGACGAGAACGACGGGACGUUCAGAUGCCGAGAUACGCAAGGGAACGACCCGGAAGUGGCGAAUCUCAAGAGUCGGAGAAGGGGGUCCGCGGUUGGGGUGGAAGCGUCGAGAAGAUGCCGCGGCCCGCCACAGCCGCUGCUUUCCCCUCAUGCGCCCUUCCCGCUGCCCCUUCCCCUUCCGCCCGGAUCCAAUCGCGACGCCGUCGAGCGAUGGCUUCGCGACGCCGUGGCGUCAUGCUUACGUCAGCUGUGCCGGAUGACGCCCGACGCGCUCGUCCCCGCGGUGCCGUUUCUCGAGACGCUCUGCGUGCGAUGGCUGCUGCACGACGCGUGGCAGCUCGCCAUUGGACAGCAGCGGCUCCAGCUCGGCGGUCGCGACGAAUCGGCGGAGAAUGCGAGCAGCGCACACGCGGGCAGCUAUUUAUGCGAGGCGGAGCCCGUCCGCGCAGUCAUUGCGCGCAUCAAGGAGCACAUCGCAGCCGCCCAGCGCCGACAGCAGCAGCAGCAGCAGCAGCAGGUGGAGGAUGGGUACUGGGUCGAUGGUAAACAAGAGGAGCGCGAGGAGCAGAAUGGUCUGUCGGACGCGCGUUUCUUCCUCGUGGGUUCCGGUGGCGAGGCGGGGAGCAGCGAGUGGCAACGGGUGGUAGCAGCAGCAGUGGCUGGUGAGGUGGGCGCUGCCGUAAUGGAGGUGGACUCCUCCCUGCCUGUGUUCCCCUGCGUGCCCUCCCCUCAUCCAUCACAUCUCUAUCCCCCACUUAUCCGCCUUCUUCCCCCCCCACCCUCCCCCUUCCCCUCACUGCCUACCCGAACACCUCUCCCACCCCUCGGUUGGCUCUCCUCAGAGCUAGCCAGCAGCUCGGGCUCUUCAAGUCAGGUGCCGCACUCCUCCCCGUGGCCCGUCAUCCUCCUCGCCACUGCUCCCAUGCCACUGCCUGGCCCUGGCGUUUCACUCGCCCACAACCACCACAAUCAACAGUACCACCAACACCACCAACACCACAAUCACCAGCUGCAGCAGCAGCAGCAGCAGCAGCAGCGCGGGUCAGAGGGCAGGCAGGUGUCCCUCUGGGCGUCCCUGGCGUCGCUGCUGCCGCAUGUGCCUCUGCUGGCACACCACGCCUUCAAGGGGGCCUCUUCGAGCCAAUCUCCUCACGACUCAGGUGUCCUCGCGCCCUCCCUCACGCACCUCCUCUCCGCCCUCCUCCGUGUGUGCAUCCGCCUCUUCUUCCUCCCCCUCAUCGCUCUCAUUCGCCUUGCCAAGUCCGCCAAGCUCCUCCCACCUGCUCCUCCUCAGCCCGCUGCUCUCUUCCCGCCAGCCAACGUGUUCUUCCUACUGUGUUUUCCUGCCUCUCCUUUGAUUGUAUUCUCACAGCUACCUGUUCAGGUGCCCCUGCUGUUCGACCCGUUGGGUCAGGAAGGGGCGCAGUUAGCAGAGAGGGAGGAGAACGAGGAGGAGCUGAAAGAGCGGCUGCAGGACGCACAGGCGCAGCUGCUGGCAGCGGAAGGGCAGGUGCAGCUGGAACAGACGUGGCGGGAAGUUUUGCUGCGGCAGGGGGAGAUGUGGGAGAGGAAGGCGGAGGGGGAGGCGCGGAGGAGAGAGGAGGCUGAGGGCCGGGAGAGGGAGGUGAGGAGGGCGAUGGAAGGGGAGAGGGAGAAGCGGGCGGAAGCUGAGAGGAAGGUGGGUUGUUUGAGUGAGGAAGUGGAGAGGAUGAAGGGGAGUGUGGAGAGGGCGGAAGGGCAGGUUAAGAGGGUGGUGAAGGAGGGGAGGGAGAAGGAGAGGGAGGUGAGGGAGGUUAGGGAGGAGGUGCAGAGGCUACAGGAGGAGUUGGUGGUGAGGGAGAGGGAGAGAGAGGAGGAGGUGCGAGAGGCAGCGGUGAGAGUGGGUGAGCUGGAGAGAAGGGUUAGGGAUGCAGAGAGAGAAGCGGAGGAGUUGAGAGGUUUGGUGCGAGAGGAGGAGCGGAGGAGGGAGGAGGUGGUCCGGGAGAGAGCGGUUUUGAGUGAGAGGUUGAGAGACGCGGAAGAGAAGGCGAGGGAAGUGGACGGGCUGAAAGCGCGGGUGAGAGAAGCGGAGGCGAAGGAGGAGAGAGUGGAGGCAUUGAGGGAGAGGCUAAGGGGAGUUGAGGCGAUGGUGGGGGAGAUGGAGGGUGUUGUGAGGGAGAGUGAGGAGAGAGUGAGAGAGGCCGAGAGGGUCAGUGGGGAGAGGAGAAAGGAGGUUAAGGGGUUAGAGGAGAGGCUUGCUGCUGCUGUGGCGAGAGUGGGGCAAUUGGAAGAGGAGGUAAAGGAGGGUGGGGAGAGAGUGAGAGAGAGCAAGGAGAGAGUGAGAGAGAGCGAGGAGAGAGUGAGGGAGGCAGAGAGAGUCAGUGGGGAGAUGGAAAGGGAGGUUGAUGCUUUGAAGGAGAGGCUCAAUGCUGCUGUGGCGAGAGUGGGGGAGCUGGAAGACGAGAAUAGGGAGAGUGAGGAGAGAGUGAGAGAGGCCGAGAGGGUCAGUGGGGAGAGGGGAAAGGAAGUUGAGGUGUUAGAAAAGAGGCUUGCUGCUGCUGUGGCGAGAGUGGGGGAAGUGGAAGAGGAGAUAAAGGAGAGUGGGGAGAGAGUGAGAGAGAGCGAAGAGAGAGUGAGGGAGGCAGAGAGAGUCAGUGGGGAGAAGGGGAGGCAGGUGCAAGCGUUAGAGGAGAGGCUUGUUGCUGCGGUUGCGAGGGUGCGGGAGCUGGAAGAGGAGGUUAGGGAGAGUAAGAAGAGAGUGAGAGAGAGCGAAGAGAGCGUGAAGGAGGCCGAGAGGGUCCAUGGGGAUAAGGGAAGUGAGGUGCAAGCGUUAGAGGAGCGAGUUGCUGCUGCUGUGGCAAGAGUGGGGGAGCUGGAAGGGGAGGUUAGGAAGAGUGAGGAGAGAGUUAGAGAGAGGGAGGGGCGGGUGAAGGUGCUUGAGGCGAUGGUGGGGGAGUGUGAGGGGCGAGUGAGAGAGAGCGAGGAGAGGGCAAGACAUGCUGAGGGGGAGUUGGAAGCGGUGAAAAGGGAGCUGGCAGUGGUGGAGAGGAGUAGGAAGGAGUUGGAGGUGCAGGUGAGGGAGUUGGAAGGUAUGAGGGAGGAAGCAGGUGUGCGAGCGAUGGAGUGGAGAAAGAAAGAGGAGAGGUGGCAUGGGGAAGAGAGGAAGUGGAAGGGGAAGGUGGAUGAGUGGAGAGCACUUGAGGACGUGUGGAGGAAGAAAGAGGAAGAGCUGAGGUUAAUGGUGGAAGAAGAGAGGGCAGUGGUUGAUAGACUGAGGAGGAGAGAGCAAGAGGUGGAACUGGAGAGGGUGAGAUGGGAGGAGCGGCAGAGGGAGAGGAGAGAGGCAGAGGCUCGGUGGCAGGCUGAAGUUGGGAGGCGGGAGGAGGUGGAGAGGCAGGUGGCUGGGCUGACAGCACGCGUGCAGGAGGAAUCAGAGAGAGUGCGCACUGCACUGGUGGAAGGGGAGGGUGGGAGGAGGAGAGUGGGAGAGGCGGAAGAAGAGGUGAAGGAGGCAGAGAGGAGGGUUGCAGAGGCGGUUGAACGGGCUGAGAGGAUGGAGAGGCGGGUGCAGGAUGUGGAGGAGAGGCGGGAAGCGGUGGAGGGGGGGUUGGAGGGGUUGAGAGGGAUGUGGAAGGACGAGGUGAGGGCGCGGAGGGAGGAGGUGGUGGAUUUGAAGAGAGUACAUGAGGAGGAGAAAGCACAGUGGGCAGAGGAGGUGGGGCGGUGCAAGCGUGCUUGGGAGGAGGAGAAGGGGCGGUUGCAGGGGGAGGGAGAGAAGAGGGUUCAGGCGUGGAGGGAGGAGGAGGUGGAGUGGAAGCGAGAGGUGAGUGAGCUAAAGGCAAAGGUGGCUGAGAUGGAGGAGAUGGUGGGGGCAAUGAGGAGGGAUGUGGAGGAGGCUAGGAGGGUGGCUGAAGGGGAGAAGGGCAGGCGAGAGGCCGUGGAGGCACAGGCGAGGGUUCUUCUGGAGAAGGUAGAACUGAUGAGGCAGAAACGGGUGGCAGGGAAGAAACGGCAGGAUGCGGGGAAGGCUGUAUCUGGGGUGGUGGGAGUAGCGGGAGAAGCCAGUGGGGUGGUUGCAGGUUCAGCUGGGAAAGGCGAGGGGCAGGUGGUGGAGGGUGCAGAGAGAAGAGGAGGAGGGGAGGGGGGUGGAGCGGGAGGAGGGAAGAGGCGGUGGAGGGAGGAGGUGGCAGUGCUGUUGGGUCGAAUGGAGCAGUUGGGGCGGGAGAGGGAGGAGGCGGAGAGGGCGUGGGUGGGGCGAAUGGCAGCUGUGGAGAUGCGCAAUGUGGUGAUGGGGGUGGAGCUGGCUGCCGUGGAAAGAGAGAGAGAUGCGCUGCUCAACACCCUCAAGGCAUCCACUGCUUCCGCUGCUUCCUCCGGUGGGGUCGCUCGUGGUGCUUCUGCUGGUGGGGUUGCACUCUCUCGUGGUGCUGUUUCGCGUGGUGCUGGUGCUUCUCCUGGGCUCGAUGUAGGAGGUGGUGCCAUGGAGAUGAGGUCUUGA